CUAUUAACAGCACGCUGCUCUCCGCUUCUGUGCUGCGGAAAGCAGAGUGAUAUUUCUGUUCCCAUAGCGUGUUGUAAAAUGCAUGAGAUUUUGCUCGUCCUCCCUGGAAAUGAGAAUAGGAAAAUGAGAGCGUCCUGAAGCAGAAGCUAUUAGAAGAGCGUGCAGAAACCUGCAGCGAUUUAUGCUUUAUUUUGUCUUCCUAGCUAUGGAUUAGAAGGACUGAUUUCUGCAAUGGGCUUUUUCCAUAAUGGCUUUCUUGUAUUGUUUGGUCAGAGCUUGCACAGGAGGAAAACAGGCUGCUGAAUUUAGUCACUGAUCUCUAUUAGCCGUGGCCUAAGGCUAUGCUGAGAUUUAUAUCCCAUUUGUAUUGUUGCAGCUCAAAAGAAGAAUGUUCAGAGGAUGACAAGUGUAUUCUGAGUAGUACCGUGGUGACAACAUGCCAUUGAAAUGGAAAACGAGCUCUCCUGCUAUCUGGAAAUUCCCAGUUCCUGUGCUUAAAACAUCCAGGUCAUCGCCACUUUCUCCAGCAUACAUAUCUCUGGUGGAAGAGGAGGAUCCUCAUAUGAAAGUAUCUCUUGGUAGCAGCGAUAUGGGCGUCUCUGCCCAUCUGCAGUCUUCAAAGACAGGGACCACAAGAUUUUUCACCAGCAAUACUCACAGUUCCGUGGUGUUACAGGGUUUUGAUCAGCUGCGGGUGGAAGGUUUGCUAUGUGAUGUGACCCUUGUUCCAGGAGAUGGUGAUGAGGUGUUUCCUGUCCACAGAGCGAUGAUGGCUUCUGCAAGUGACUACUUCAAGGCCAUGUUCACAGGAGGAAUGAAGGAACAGGACUUGAUGUGCAUCAAGCUUCACGGUGUCAACAAAAUAGGCCUGAAGAAGAUCAUUGAUUUCAUUUACACAGCAAAGCUUUCCCUUAACAUGGACAACCUUCAGGAUACUCUGGAAGCUGCCAGUUUUUUGCAGAUAUUACCUGUUUUGGAUUUCUGUAAGGUGUUUCUUAUCUCUGGGGUUUCCUUGGAAAACUGUGUUGAGGUUGGGCGAAUUGCCAACACAUACAAUCUCACAGAAGUGGAUAAAUACGUUAAUAAUUUCAUCCUAAAGAACUUCCCUGCGUUAUUAAGUACUGGUGAAUUUGUGAAACUCCCCUUUGAACGUCUUGCCUUUGUGCUUUCAAGUAAUAGCCUUAAGCACUGCACUGAACUUGAACUCUUCAAGGCGGCUUGUCGCUGGCUGCGGUUUGAAGAGCCUCGAAUGGAAUAUGCUGCAAAGCUAAUGAAGAACAUCAGAUUUCCUUUGAUGACACCCCAGGAUCUUAUUAACUACGUUCAAACAGUGGACUUCAUGAGAACUGACAACACCUGUGUAAACUUGCUUUUGGAAGCCAGCAACUACCAAAUGAUGCCAUUCAUGCAACCAGUUAUGCAGUCGGAGAGAACUGCCAUUCGAUCAGACAGCACUCACUUGGUAACAUUGGGGGGAGUGCUGAGGCAGCAGCUGGUUGUCAGCAAAGAGCUACGGAUGUAUGACGAAAAAGCCCAUGAAUGGAAAUCAUUAGCUCCCAUGGAUGCACCGAGGUACCAGCAUGGCAUUGCUGUCAUUGGAAACUUCCUUUACGUAGUUGGCGGCCAGAGCAAUUACGACACAAAAGGAAAGACAGCGGUUGACACGGUCUUCAGAUUCGAUCCCCGCUAUAACAAGUGGAUGCAAGUCGCGUCUUUAAAUGAGAAGCGCACCUUCUUCCACCUAAGUGCCCUCAAAGGACAUCUGUAUGCAGUUGGUGGUCGAAAUGCAGCGGGUGAGCUAGCCACUGUGGAAUGCUACAAUCCCAGAAUGAACGAAUGGAGCUACGUUGCAAAAAUGAACGAACCCCACUAUGGUCAUGCUGGAACUGUGUAUGGAGGUUUAAUGUACAUUUCAGGGGGAAUUACCCACGAUACUUUCCAGAAGGAACUUAUGUGUUUUGACCCUGACACAGACAAAUGGACUCAGAAAGCUCCGAUGACAACCGUCAGAGGUCUGCAUUGCAUGUGUACUGUAGGAGACAAGCUCUAUGUUAUUGGUGGAAAUCACUUUAGAGGAACGAGUGAUUAUGAUGAUGUUCUAAGCUGUGAAUAUUACUCAACAACUCUAGACCAGUGGACUCCAAUUGCUGCCAUGUUACGUGGGCAAAGUGAUGUUGGGGUUGCUGUCUUUGAAAAUAAAAUCUAUGUAGUUGGAGGAUAUUCUUGGAAUAACCGCUGUAUGGUGGAAAUAGUUCAGAAAUACGAUCCAGAAAAAGAUGAGUGGCAUAAAGUAUUUGACCUUCCAGAAUCGCUGGGUGGCAUUCGAGCCUGCACUCUUACUGUUUUCCCACCAGAGGACAAUACGGGGUCACCGUCCAGAGAAUCUCCUCUUUCGGCACCUUAGAAACAUCCCUUGACUUACAAUGUUGUAGUAACACCUUUGCACUGCAUCACGGAGUCUAUUACUUUCCUUCAGUAGUUUCUGUUAGGCUUAGCCUACAGCGUUUGGUACAAUUACUGGAAAAAGAAACAAACGAUUUUGACAUUACUUGUGCUGUUUGUUUGGCCUAGAAUGUUUGUCAGGUGGUUAACAAAGAAAACCCUGUACUCACCCGAGCCAAGAGUUUAACAGAUGAGAAGGUACUGUCUGUGAAAUGUGUGAAUUAGGUACAUCCUUCAUAUUGUGUAUUGGGUGUGAGGUGCCUCGCAACUUCAUUUGGAAGCCCGAUGAGUUAAAUUUGAAGACUUUGUAUGGAACGUGUUCUUUCACUAGAUUUUUUUUUUAUUAAAAUCCUUUUUCCGUUCAUUUUCAACUGCAGAUUAUGAAGGGAGGUAGGCUGUGUCAAUGUAAACUGUCCUAAGGUGGCCAAAGGGGCCUGAGCUACCUCCCUCCUUUCUGAGUAUAUCUGACAUAUCUGUUGACCCACCUGAUUCUGUGGGUUCUUUCAGAGCAUAUGAAGUUCCAUAGGCAGAGGGAAGAAAUAACCUGAAUAAUCAGUACCAUACAGGAAGUGGACCUUGUAGAGGUCAGGAGGUUUUUUUUAAUAACACACGGAGUGUUUUUUCAUGAGUCAGUCAAGUGAUGCUUCAAGCAACACCUUUAAAGUAUUUGGGUAUUUUUGAGUCUUUUCAGGAAUUGGCUUCCGCUUGCGUGGGAGCACACGCUACAACAAAUGGCAAUUCAGUGCAGCUGUAUAUUCUGUUGUACAUUUGUACUGAAUAUAGGUGGAUAAGGGCUAGAAACAACGUUCACUUAAGCCACUGAAUUUGACCAAAUUGUUCCAUCAGUUGAAAUUUAAUCUACCUUUUCUCCUUUGCUGUUGAGCCAACUUGCAUAACGUGUCCUCUGUUCUGGUCUCUGUUAAUAGGGUUAUUCAGCACAAAGUGCAGCUUCAGCAGGAGAGCUGCUUUUGCUCAGUGAACUUGGACUACCACGUUUUACCUUCUUUGGUUCAAUAAAACUUUUAACUGCAGUUAUUCAGUCUAAGCUACCUCAUGAAUGUAUUUGGUUUUCUUCCUCUGCCUCACCGUCUCCAGGAUACGCAUGACGUAUAUCUGUGUGGGUAGAUUAAUUUGCUAGGAAACCAAUGCAGAAGCGAUCAUGACUGGGUAUUUUUGACCUACUUUUAAGAACCUAUUUUGGCCUGAUGUGUCCAUUUUAUUGUUAAGGACUGGGGGGGGAAGGGGAAAAGAAACCCCACAAAAACUGUCCUAACUCUUUCCUUGGACAACUGCUUGUGUGCAGCAAAUUGUACAGAAGUCUUUUAUCUGCUCCAAAAUACAGCACACUGCUGACAAAUGGUAGCUGAGUGCUUCUCUAAGGCUAAUAACACCACGAUUUUCCUGAACUUCCCAUCGUGUUACAAGUGUUUUUUUCCUAAUGAAACACGGUCGUAGGGGCAUCAUCUGGAGAAAGUUGUUUUAAUCGGCUUAUUUUAUUGUGCUACGUAUUACUGAUAACCAUGUAAAGCUUAAUAGACUUGUUGGGAGUAUGCUGUUUGUAUUUUGUCCUUUGCUUGAUGAGUCAAGCAGCAGUAUUAUGGUGUCACUUUUGGAAACAUUGAUAUUUAUUCUUAAUGCAGUUGACCAGUUACGAUCACUACCAAAAUGUAUGUGUAAGCUUUAGGUUUUAAUAAUUGUUUUGGUUAAAAUCAAAAGCGGUUCUUCCUCUUAAUAAAAAAAAAGAAGCAAAAUAAACUUAAUUCUGU
Molecule: messenger RNA, 4208 nt
Organism: Coturnix japonica (Japanese quail)
Lineage: Eukaryota; Metazoa; Chordata; Aves; Galliformes; Phasianidae
Gene: KLHL13
Product: kelch like family member 13
Biological process (GO): regulation of cytokinesis; protein ubiquitination
Cellular component (GO): Cul3-RING ubiquitin ligase complex
Molecular function (GO): cullin family protein binding; ubiquitin-protein transferase activity
Source: RefSeq, a predicted model, not a curated record